AUGUCAUUUGCAUUUGAGGGCCAGCCUCAGCAUAGCCCCUUCUUCUACGAGGGCCAACAGCAUCAGCAUCAGCAUCAACAUCAACAUCAGCACCACGCCGGCCCGCAACACAGCAGCCAGCAGCACCCCCAGGGCCCGCAUCAGGUACAGCAGCAACAACACGUCCCGCCGCAACACCAGGGCCACCAGCAGCAUCAACAGCAGCAACACGCGGGACCCGCGCCCCCUGGAAAGGUGAACCUGACCCAACUGCCACGCGACGUGACCCCGCGUGAACUGCGGCUGCUGUUCGCUUUUGCACCCGACUUUCUGCAUUGCGAGCUCCACAAACUGCCGUUUGGCGACGACUCCCCCAUCGGCACCGCAUACUUCCGCACCUACACGGCCGCCAUCAACUGCCAGGUGACCCUCGACGGCCGUACCGACCUCUUUGGUGACGACACCUAUCCGCUCAAAUGCGAGGUGCGUUCUUCGCGACACUCGUCCAGUGGCACCCCCAACAGCAGCGGAGCCGGCGCCCCCAACCCCCGACACAACUCCGUGUCGUCCAAGAGCCGCUUCUCGUUCGCCCAGCAGUACCCCACCCCCAACGGAGGCGCUGGAGGCGGACCGUCCUCGCUGGAAAUGCCCAUGCAGAACAUGUCCGUCAACCACUCCACGCCCUCCCACCACUCGUCCCAAGACUUUGGAUACCCGCAGGAAGUCUUUUCGCCCACGUCUCCGCGGUCCGUGUUCCCCGCCUCAGGCUCGGUGCCUGAGCUCGGUCUCCCCAGACCCAUGCUCGGCGCCUUGUCCUCCGGCAAGGCUGUGCUGCUCGAGAGCUCCAGGGAUGACGACGAGUACAACGACAUGGUCAAGGGCCCCGUCAGCUGGUUUGCACGAGAUCCCCAGCCUGGACAGUCGCAGCAGCAGCAGUCUCAGCAGGGUGGCCAGCAGCAGCAACAGGCCCAGCAACAACAGCAGCCCCAGCCACCCCAACAACCCCAACAAUCGCAUUCGGUCCCCUCGCAGUCGACUCCGUCGUCGUCAGCGCCUUCCACGGCCCACUCGCCCAUCUCUAAGCCCAAGUCGCCCGUGUCGCAGCAGCAGCAGCAGCAGCAACAGCAACAGCAGCAGGACGACGAUUCCAAGCGAGACGCCUCCCGUGGCGACUCGUCUGGAGCGCCGGCUAACGCGCCUACGGGCCCUGCAUCGCAGUGGAGCGAUAAGCGGCGUACAUCGACGCUGCGGCAGUUCCAGAACGGCGGCAAGGCCGUCGCUGCCACUACCCCCACCGCGCCGGCCAACUACGAUGACUCGGCUGUUUCUUCGGGCGAGUCGUCUCCCAGCGAGUCCACCAUCUCGCUGUCGUCGGUGGUGCCCGUGCCCACCAACUCGGUGGACGACCUGCCGCCCAUCGACACGUCGGCUGGUCCGGGCGCCGCCUCCCGCAUCGUGGUACCCUACUCACCGACCAACGCGUCCACCACCAUCCAGGUGCUGCAGAACGGCGGCCGUGUGCUUCCCCCUGCCAAUCCUGCCGACCAGAACCCCCCUUGCAACACUCUGUACGUGGGCAAUUUGCCUAUGAACACGACCGAGGAGGAGCUGAUGCAGCUCUUUUCCAAGCAAAAGGGCUACAAGCGGCUGUGUUUCCGCACCAAGAUGAACGGGCCCAUGUGUUUUGUGGAGUUUGAAAACGUCAUGUAUGCAUCCAAGGCGCUUAACGAGUUGUACGGAAAGGGUCUCAAGUACAGUGUCAAGGGCGGCAUUCGGCUGUCGUUUUCCAAGAAUCCGUUGGGCGUGCGGAGCAGUGGCGGCAGCGGAGGGUCGUCGCAGCCUCCCGUGAACGGUGGCCGACAGGACAAGAGGGACUAUAAUGGUGACUACUACUACUAG
Molecule: messenger RNA, 1878 nt
Organism: Yarrowia lipolytica CLIB122
Lineage: Eukaryota; Fungi; Ascomycota; Dipodascomycetes; Dipodascales
Molecular function (GO): RNA binding
Source: RefSeq, a predicted model, not a curated record